This is a messenger RNA of Penicillium manginii, 1308 nucleotides long. RefSeq lists its product as uncharacterized. The transcript has a single exon. NCBI's taxonomy places the organism in Eukaryota, Fungi, Ascomycota, Eurotiomycetes, Eurotiales, Aspergillaceae. Bases 1 to 1308 code for a protein of 435 amino acids. The record is from RefSeq and is a predicted model, not a curated record.
AUGGGGGGAUUUGCCGGUGGCAUCAACUGGCUAAGCAUGGGUAACGGCGUGACUUAUGGCCACGCUGUUGUCUCGACAGAUACUGGGCACAACUCGACUAGCACAGAUGUCUCAUGGGCACUUGAUAAUGAGGAGAAGCGGAAAGACUUUGGCUUCCGAGCAAUUCACGGGUCGGUCGUAUUUGGCAAAGCUCUGACUGAAGCCUUCUACCGCCGAGACAUUGCGUAUUCGUAUUAUUCCGGAUCUUCGACUGGCGGCCGACAAGGUCUCAAAGAAGUGCAGCUUCAUGCCGAUUCAUUUGAUGGAGUUAUUAUUGGCGCCCCAGCGUGGUGGACUGCACACCAGCAGCCAUGGACAAGCAAAGUUGCAACUUACAACCUACCCGUAUCAGGUUCCAACCACAUUCCGAGUGAUCGAUUCUCCGUCAUCGCCACGGAAGUUAUCAAGCAAUGUGAUGCCAUCGAUGGAGUCGUCGACGGCAUUGUAUCAUCUCCGAAUGAGUGCGACUUUGAUAGCUUAGCAUUGGCUUGUGAUGACGAUGUCCAGAAUACCUCAGCGUGUCUCACGGCCCCUCAACUCAAGACUCUGCGAGAUAUAUACGCCAAUUAUACUGUUAAUAGAGAACUUAUUUUUCCUGGAAUGGAACUAGGCUCCGAGGCAACUUGGUCAAUGAUUCUCUCUGGCGAUGCACCAUCCGCCCUUGGGGAUGGCUAUAUCCAGAACUUCGUAUUGAACGAUCCCGACUGGACUUGGGAGCAGUACAACGACAGCAUAGUCUUGCUUGCUGAAGAGUUCGACCCGGGUGAAUGCACGGCCUGGGAUUAUAACGCUCUCGGCAGAUUUCGCGAGCGUGGUGGCAAGCUCUUCCUCUUCCACGGCCUUGCCGAUGGUGGCAUUGUGCCUCGCGCAUCUGGUGUCUUUUAUGAGCGCACAUUGGAUCUUUUUGGAGGCUUGAAUAUUGUCCGAGAUUGGUUUCGAUUAUUCUAUAUCCCGGGGAUGGAACAUGUGGGAGACACUCCCGUCGGAGCACCCUGGUUUAUCUCUGGUGGCUCCCAAGCAAGUCGUCUGGGAUCGAACGCAUGGGCGGGACGGGCUGGAUUAGACGACCCGCAGCAUGACGCGCUGCUAGCUUUAAUGGAUUGGGUUGAGAAGGGGAUGGUUAUCAAGCAGGUUAUUGCGACUACGUGGACCAACUCGACCGAUCCUGAUUCGGGAGUGCUUCGACAGAGGCCACUCUGUCCUUACCCAGAGAGACAAGUCUAUAUUGGUGGCAACGAGAAGGUUGCAGAGAGUUGGAAGUGUGUCUAG